AUAACAAAGUAAUGGCAAGUGGAACUUAUGUUAACUUAUCCAGAUAUAUCUAGCAUCCAAAUGUUCAUCAACGUGCAAUGACAUAAUCUGAAAGAUCAUGGGUAUUUUUAUAUUCUCCCCUUGAUUUUACUUUCUUAUUUCUUUCUCUACACCUUAUUCCUAUCAUAUUUUUUUUCCAGUAUAGUUAGACAGUUUACAGCUGUCCAAUCUUAUGUACUGUAUGGUUGGACUGGACGCAGUGGAAGUGAGCGAUCUCACAGUAUUGCUUUAUCAAGCUGCUACAAGGAUCAGACUCAGACUUCUGCUUUGUUAGACCUCACGGCCACGUUUUGUUUCUUUCCUCUUCCUUCUUAUAGAUUCUAGUCUCAGAAAAAGGCAAACCUCUUCCUUCUUCGUCUUCUGUGGAGGAUCUAGAAUUACCGAAAACGACCUAAUGUUGCAAUUCGAUUUCCAAAACCAAUUCGAUGGAUAAUCACCGGAGACUGUGAACCUGCUCGAUGCCAGCAGUGUCAAAACUUUGUCUGUGGAAUUCUGUCGUCGUGGAUUGGCGAGAUCGAGAACCUCCUGGUGAAGGAGGAUGAGGAAGAUGUCACUAUCGAACCAACUCCGGGGGUUGUUGAUCGCCUCAUCGCCGACUUGCUCGUUGAUUCUGCCGAGGGUGGAUCGUCCCAGCUGAUCCACGCCUCGAGCAACAAGGAUCAAACUCAGACUUCCCAAGUCACCAGGCGGACUCAAUUUGGAGAUCAAUCUCUCCAUUGUCGUCCCGGAAUGAAGAGGAAGUGGGACGGAGAAGAGAUGGCAGCUCCGACAGGCAAUAUCCGUGAUGAUCGAUCAGGUAGGGGCUACGAGGUGUUCUUGAGCUUCAGAGGGCUUGAUACUCGCUUAACCAUCGCGGAUUGUCUCUAUGAAGCCAUGAUCCACGCGGGGAUCCGCACUUUCAAGGAUGACCCAGAACUCCGAAUCGGCAAAGAGAUUGGAGGCAAUCUUUUGCGAGCGAUCAACAACUCCAGAAUUUACAUUCCGAUUUUCUCCAAAAACUACGCUUCAAGUAAGUGGUGCCUCCGUGAGCUUGCGCACAUGGUGGAGUGCAUCAGGAGAAGAUCAAGAGAUGAAGAUGAGAAAGUUAUCCUCCCUAUCUUCUUUGAUGUGGAUGCAGAUGAUGUCAAGAUUAAGACUGAGUUAUAUCGGAAAGCCCUCCAAAAGCACGAGAGUGACUUUGGGAAGGAUUUAGCAAAGCAAUGGGAGGAGGCUUUAAGAGAGGUUGCCAGUAUUAAGGGAUGGAAUCUAAAAGAUCACGGCCUACAUAAACUUACAAAUCUCAUGGUACAAGAGGUUUAUAGUCUAUUAUGGACGAGACGAACAGACACACAUGAUUGUCUCGUGGGAAUUGAGGAUCGAAAGGAUGAAAUUACAAAGCUAUUAGAUCAGGGAACUCAGGAUGUUCAGUAUAUAGUGAUUCAUGGUAUGGGAGGCAUUGGAAAGACAUCACUAGCCGAGGUUGUCUUCAAGCAAAUCUCCCCUCAAUUUCAGGGUCAUUGCUGCUUUCUUAAGGAUGUCCGUACCCAUGAUAUAUUAAACUUGCAAAAAAAAUUAUUGUCUGACAUUCUCAAUCUAAAUUGCACAAACCUCUCUGACAUUAAUGAAGGGGCUAACGUGAUCAAGAGGAGGUUCCAUGAAAUGGAAGUCCUCAUUGUUCUCGAUGAUAUCGACAAGCUAAACCAAAUUGAGAAACUUGCAGGCGAGCCCAUGUGGUUUGGUGGGGGAAGUAGAAUCAUUAUAACAACAAGGAAUAUUGAAUUCUUGGUAACCGAAGGUGAAGAUGACAAUGUCCCAACCUCACGUUUUGGAAAAAUUUCAUUUUACGAAAUGCCGGAGAUGGAUCCUGAUGAUGCUCUUCAACUUUUCUGUGAGCAUGCCCUGGGAUGUGCCAAGCCGUCACCUGAUUACCUAGGUAUUUCAUGUGAACUAAUCCAUGCUCUUGGAAGACUUCCAUUAGCUCUCGAGGUCAUAGGUUCCACACUCCGCGGAAAAUGCAAAAGUACAUGGGAAGAUGUCUUACAACAGUUAAAGACGGUGAUGAAUCAAGAUGUCAAGAAAAAGUUGAUGAUAAGUUAUGAAGAAUUAAAUCCUAUUCAACGAAAAAUUUAUCUUGAUAUCGCAUGUUUGUUCAUCAACCAAGAGAAGACAACUGCAAUUAUAUAUUGGGAUGCAGUUUUCAAGUAUCCCACUGAAAUUGAAGUGAAGAUCCUCACACGUAUGUCUUUGAUAAAGAUUGUCGACAAUGAUAAACUAUGGAUGCAUGACCAACUUAGGGACCUCGGAAGGGAUAUCGUCCACCCAGAAAGCUGCAAAAAUCAUCUAAGUGGUAGUAGAUUGUGGUCACCCAAGGAUGCCUUCCAUGUCAUGCAGAGAAAAAAGGGAACUAAAAACAUAGUAGCACUCAAUCUUGGCACACCUGAACCUGAUGCGUGGUACAUAUUUAAACGCAAGGAAUUUGCAAGGUUGGAGAACCUUAGAUUCCUUCAAUUAGAUCAUGGAAACUUCAAGGGAGAGUUUAAGGAUCUUUUCUCCGAAUUAAGAUGGCUUUCUUGGAGCAAUUGCCCCUCAGAAGUCCGAGAUACCAACUUUGGAUUGAAAAACUUGGUGGUCCUUGAGCUUUCAGGGGUCAACAUUACUGAAGACUGGGGAGGAUGGUGUCAAAUCAUGGUAGCAAAACAAUUGAAAGUCCUAAAACUUGUGGAUUGCACAUCCCUUAGAAAGACGCUCAAGUUCUCCACAAUCUCGAGACUAGAGAGAUUGAUUCUUAUCGGUUGCACUACACUAAGUAUGAUUGACGAAACCAUUGGCAAUUUACAGCAUCUUGAUCACCUAGAGAUAGAAGAGGCACUUAUUGAGUCAUUGCCAGAGUCCAUUGGCGGUCUAAAAUCUAUGUCAAAGCUAUCAAUUCGGAAAUGUUGCUAUUUUGAAAAGCUUCCCGACUCUAUUGGACAAUUGGAGUCAUUACUUGAGCUACACAUCCAUUGUUCAAGAAUUAGAGAAUUACCGCAUUCCAUUGGAUGCCUCGAAGGGUUAAAAGUUUUAUGUAUCAUGACUAGUAGAUUAGAAAAGCUACCAACCUCGAUUGGGAGGCUCCAGUCAUUGCAUCAGUUGGAUGUGUCUUCAUCACGCAUCAUGAAAUUACCUCACUGUAUUGGAAAUCUCAAAAAGUUGAAGGAAAUAUAUAUGGAUAACACUUGCAUAAGUGAACUUCCCAAAACCAUAGGAAUGGUGGAAAAUCUGGAAAAGUUGACUGCUGCAGUCUGUGAUCACUUGGAGGGAGAAAUUCCUAGUGAAAUUGGGGCACUAUCUUCAUUGCGAAUUUUAGACUUAUCAUGUGGCCACUUUAGUAGAUUGCCAACAACCAUCAAUCAGCUUACAAAUCUCCAAGAACUUCGUUUACUCCACUGCAAUUGGAUUCAACAGUUGCCAGAGCUUCCUCAGAGUCUAACGGUCUUACACUUUUCAAUGGAGUCACUGACCACAAUCCCUGACCUCUCAAACCUUACCAACUUAGUUGAUCUUGAUAUGUGCGGAACACUAGUGCAAGAACCCAACAUAGAGUGGCUUGUGGAGCUACGUGCUCUAAGGAAAUUGGCCUUGGUUGUUCUGGAUAUGACCUUGCCUCCGACCAAUUUAAGUUCCCUCUCUCAGCUACAAGAACUCGAAAUAGGUUGCACUGGCCAACGAUCUCUUACCGGGCUCCCUUCCAACCUUCGAUGUUUGACCUUAGCAAAUGUCCAAUCCCUGAUAGAUUGGUCCCUCUUUUCCAACUUGGAGAAUUUGUCAGAGCUGAAGCUCCAUGAAUAUCAGCUUGGCGAGAUUCAAUUCGAUGUGCUUGGAAAGCUAACGAAACUCAGUGCAUUGACGAUGAGGGAGUGUCCAUUACUCAAGACGUUGCCUGUUAUGCCAUUUUUUAAGGACAUUCGGAACUUGAAUCUAAAUCGAUUGCCUCAGCUAACUGGGAUUCAGGGAUUGGAAGAAUUGAAAUCAUUGCAGUGUUUGUCCAUCUGUUGGUGCAAUUCCAUUAAAAGGUUAGCUGAAACUGCCCUGUCUAAUCUACAAAAUCUGAAUAUUUUGAAAUUCGUUGCAUGUAAAUUGCUGGAGAGUGUGCCGGAUGUGCCAUAUGCCAAGUCAUCUUGUCAUCUCAUCAUAAAGCAAUGCCCGAGGUUGUGUGAUUUUGAAGGCCCAUACAGGUCCUACAAAGACGGGUAAAGUAUUUAUCAUUUGUUUGGCAAAGAUAGUAAGUCGAUAACAUUGAGCUGCCAGAUAGCAUCUUUUUGCACAAAACUUGUGUGCACUUUGCUAAAUUAAAAGAAUUAAGCGAGGCUGACUUGGCUUGUUUAGCUCUUGAAACUUCUUAUGAAUUGUCGUGGAGAGAAAAGGCAUGUAUAUUUUUUAAGUAAUGCGAGGUAUAAUCGAGAGUUAUACAAAAAUCCUACUCUCUCAUUCCCUUC
Molecule: messenger RNA, 4493 nt
Organism: Eucalyptus grandis
Lineage: Eukaryota; Viridiplantae; Streptophyta; Magnoliopsida; Myrtales; Myrtaceae
Product: disease resistance protein RPV1
Exons: 4
Coding region: 769-4251 (1160 amino acids)
Biological process (GO): defense response; signal transduction
Molecular function (GO): ADP binding
Source: RefSeq, a predicted model, not a curated record